Ictidomys tridecemlineatus (thirteen-lined ground squirrel) is the source of this 1031-nucleotide messenger RNA. It is a transcript of the gene Sys1, whose product is annotated as SYS1 golgi trafficking protein. Gene Ontology annotation, biological process: Golgi to plasma membrane protein transport; protein localization to Golgi apparatus; Golgi to endosome transport. Gene Ontology annotation, cellular component: Golgi membrane; trans-Golgi network. NCBI's taxonomy places the organism in Eukaryota, Metazoa, Chordata, Mammalia, Rodentia, Sciuridae. The record is from RefSeq and is a predicted model, not a curated record.
ACAGCCCUUCGGGUCGCUGGGUCUUUGCCUCUCUAGGCCGUAGGGCCUCUCCUCCAUGGUUCUGUCUGUCAGUCGGGUUUUGGGAACCGGCGGAUGAGGCCACGCCACGCGCGGAUGCUUCAUCCUUGAGUCCGUCACCGGUGGCGGGGCGGCCCGGGGCCCAUGGCGCGGCGGUGCUGACAGAGGCGCGGGCGGCGGCCGGGCCGGAGGGCCGGCAUGGCGGGCCAGUUCCGCAGCUACGUGUGGGACCCGUUGCUGAUCCUGUCGCAGAUCGUCCUCAUGCAGACUGUCUAUUACGGCUCGCUGGGCCUGUGGCUGGCGCUGGUGGACGCGCUAGUGCGAAGCAGCCCCUCGCUGGACCAGAUGUUCGACGCCGAGAUCCUGGGCUUUUCUACCCCUCCAGGCCGGCUCUCCAUGAUGUCCUUCAUCCUCAACGCUCUCACCUGUGCCCUGGGCUUGCUGUACUUCAUCCGGCGAGGGAAGCAGUGUCUGGAUUUCACUGUCACUGUCCAUUUCUUUCACCUCCUGGGCUGCUGGUUCUACAGCUCCCGUUUCCCCUCGGCGCUGACCUGGUGGCUGGUCCAAGCCGUGUGCAUUGCACUCAUGGCUGUCAUCGGGGAGUACCUGUGCAUGCGGACGGAGCUCAAGGAGAUCCCCCUCAACUCAGCCCCUAAAUCCAAUGUCUAGAAUUGGGCCCUUUGGACACUCUACUGGCACUUGGGCUCCCCAACUUGGGCUAGUCAGACCUUCUGGAUGAGGUCCAGCCCAGGUCUGAGAGGAACCCUGGAAAUGUGAAGUCUCUGUUGGUGGAGAGAUAGUGAGGUCCCGUCAAGAAGGCAGGUAGCAGUCAGGAUCACAACUGCAAGAAUGGCCUCUGUCUGCUGAAGCCUUGGUAUCUGGGAGGUCAGGAAGGGGACCUCUUUGAGGUCAUAUCAGAUUUGGAACCAUGUCACUCUUGAGCCAUCACACCUGUCACCAGCCUAUUGUUUUAAAAAAAGAAAAAAAAAUCAAGGAUAUCUGAUUGGAACAAA